Molecule: messenger RNA, 4455 nt
Organism: Plasmodium coatneyi
Lineage: Eukaryota; Apicomplexa; Aconoidasida; Haemosporida; Plasmodiidae
Product: DNA topoisomerase 2
Exons: 4
Coding region: 1-4455 (1484 amino acids)
Biological process (GO): sister chromatid segregation; resolution of meiotic recombination intermediates; DNA topological change
Cellular component (GO): nucleus
Molecular function (GO): ATP binding; DNA binding; DNA topoisomerase type II (double strand cut, ATP-hydrolyzing) activity
Source: RefSeq, a predicted model, not a curated record
AUGUCGAAGAAUAAGUCUAUCGAGGAGAGAUACCAGAAGAAAUCGCAGAUAGAGCACAUCCUGCUCAGGCCAGAUACGUAUAUUGGAAGUGUGGAGAUGCACACACAGCAACUAUGGGUAUGGAACAAGGAGCGUAAUCGAAUGGUGCAGAAAAAUAUAACCUACGUGCCAGGUUUGUAUAAAAUUUUCGACGAAAUAAUAGUCAAUGCAGCAGAUGUGAAGGCGAGGGAAAAGGAGAAAAGCGAAAACCCUAUGACGUGUAUAAAAAUAGAAAUAAAUAAGGAACAAAAAAAAAUAAGUGUUUACAACGAUGGGGAAGGAAUACCAGUAGAGAUACACAAGGAAAUGAAUAUUUACGUGCCACAUAUGAUUUUUGGAGAACUCCUAACUUCAGAUAAUUAUGACGAUGCGGAGGAUAGAAUUACAGGAGGAAGAAAUGGAUUCGGAGCAAAGUUGACAAAUAUAUUUAGCAAAGAAUUCGUCGUACAGUGUGGGGAUAGUUCCAGAAAGAAAGAAUUUAAAAUGGUGUGGACAGAUAAUAUGUCUAAAUUUUCAGAACCACUUAUUAAAAACUAUAAUGGGAAGGAUUUCGUGAGGGUUACUUUUAAACCUGACUUGGCUAAAUUUGGUAUGACAGAAAUGGAUGACGAUAUAGAAAGUUUGCUCUGCAAGCGUGUAUACGAUUUGGCCGGUACGUGUAGUGUGAGGGUUUAUCUGAAUGGGAAUAGGCUAGCUAUUAAGGAUUUUAAAAGCUACGUCGAUCUGUAUCUGAAGGAUAACGCUGGGGUGAGCCCCGGGAAGGGGGGUGCAAACAAUAACGCAAAUGCAAAUGCGAAUGGUAACGCAGAGGGGAAUGCAAACCAAGAUGGGCAAAACCCAGAGGUGAGCAUGUCACAGGAAGGGGGAGAAGCAACCCCCAACAAAAGCGCUGCGAAUGGUACGCACAACAACGAUGAGGAAGAAAUCGUUAAGAUACACGAGAAGCAACACAGGUGGGAAAUAGUCGUAUCGAAGACGGAUGGUUCGCAAUUCCAACAGGUGUCCUUUGUCAAUAGCAUAUGCACAACGAAAGGAGGAUCCCACGUAAACUACAUCGUGGAGCAGUUAUUGAAUUCGCUCAGUAAGAAGGCGAACGCGAAGAACAAAGGAGGAAUGGAAAUAAAGUCGGGACAUAUAAAGAACCACUUGUGGGUGUUCGUGAAUUGCUUAAUCGUUAACCCGACGUUCGACUCACAGACGAAGGAAACAUUAACCACGAAACCUGUCAAGUUUGGUAGCAAGUGCAUCCUGUCGGAUAAGACUAUUAAUGGCGUUCUGAAGAGCCCCAUCCUUAGCAACAUUCUCCUGUGGGCGCAAGCAAAGGCACAGGUAGAAUUGAGGAAGAAAAUGAAGGCAGGGUCAUCCAAAGCGAGGGAAAGAAUUAUUGGAAUACCAAAACUGGAGGAUGCAAACGAUGCGGGAAGUAAGCACAGUCAGGAUUGUACACUCAUCCUUACGGAGGGUGAUUCUGCUAAGACAUCCUGCUUAGCUGGAUUAUCCAUAGUGGGGAGAGAUAAGUAUGGGGUGUUCCCCUUGAAGGGAAAAUUACUAAACGUGAGGGAUGCAUCAUUUAAGCAACUAAUGGAUAACAAGGAAAUACAAAAUAUUUUUAAAAUUAUGGGGUUAGACAUUACAGACAAGAAUAAGGAAGACAUAAAAGGGUUGAGAUACGGGUCACUCAUGAUUAUGACUGAUCAGGAUUAUGACGGUUCUCACAUUAAAGGGUUACUAAUAAAUAUGAUCCAUAAGUUUUGGCCUAGUUUGCUAAAGCAUAGGGGGUUCCUAAGCGAAUUCGUAACGCCAAUUGUGAAGGUACAGAAGGGAAAUCAGGAACAUUCCUUCUUUACCAUCGCAGAGUAUGAAGAAUGGAAGGAGAGCACAAACCUAGUUGGGUGGAAAAUAAAAUACUACAAAGGGUUGGGUACUUCCACCGAUAAGGAAUUCAAACAGUAUUUCUCAGAUAUUAAAAAUCAUAAAAUUAUGUUUCUCUGGACGGGGGAUCGAGAUGGAGAUUCGAUCGAUAUGGCGUUCAGUAAAAAGCGUAUUGAGGACAGAAAAAUAUGGCUCCAAAAUUUCGUUAUCGGUUCUUACGUGGAUCACAAGGAGAAGGAUUUAUCCUACUACGACUUCGUCAAUAAGGAGCUAAUUUAUUAUUCCAGAUAUGACACGGAGAGAAGUAUUCCAAAUAUCAUGGAUGGGUGGAAGCCCGGACAGAGGAAAGUAUUAUAUGGUUGCUUUAAGAGGAACUUAAGGAAUGAAUGUAAAGUGGCCCAAUUAGUUGGUUACAUAGCAGAACAUAGUGCCUACCACCAUGGUGAAUCAUCCCUACAACAGACCAUUAUAAAUAUGGCGCAAACAUUUGUAGGAUCGAAUAAUAUAAACUUCCUAGAACCAUGUGGUCAAUUCGGUAGUAGAAAGGAGGGAGGUAAGGACGCUUCCGCAGCUAGGUACAUUUUUACCAAAUUGGCUAGCUCCACAAGGAGCAUAUUCAACGAAUACGAUGAUCCCAUUUUGAAGUACCUAAAUGAAGAGGGGCAGAAAAUAGAACCAAAGUACUACAUUCCAGUUAUACCAACGAUUUUGGUGAAUGGAUGUGAGGGAAUUGGAACGGGUUACUCCUCCUUCAUCCCAAAUUAUAACUACAAAGAUAUUAUUGAAAAUAUUAAAAGGUACAUAAAUAAGGAACCACUCAUCCCCAUGAUCCCAUGGUAUAAGGAUUUCAAAGGAAGAAUAGAAUCGAACGGAAAGACGGGUUUCGAGACGAUUGGAAUAAUUCGCAAGAUAGACGAUGAGACAUUAGAGAUUAACGAACUGCCAAUUAAAAAGUGGACACAGGAUUAUAAGGAAUUUUUGGAAGAGUUACUCACGGAUGAGAAACAGCAACUAAUUCUGGACUACAUAGAUAACAGCUCCCAUGAGGAAAUUUGCUUCACAAUCAAAAUGGACCCUGCAAAGAUGAAGAAGGCUGAAGAGGAGGGUCUGGAAAAAGUUUUCAAAUUGAAAAGUACCCUAACAACAACUAAUAUGACUUUAUUUGACCAUAACUUGAAGCUGCAAAAGUACGCCACUGAAUUGGACAUCCUGAAAGAAUUCUGCUUCCAACGAUUGCAGGCUUAUGAAAAUAGGAAGAGCUACUUAAUAUCCAAACUGGAGAAGGAGAAAAAAAUCAUCUCGAAUAAGAGCAAAUUUAUUCUUGCCAUUGUAAAUAAUGAGCUGAUUGUUAACAAGAAAAAGAAAAAAGUCCUUGUGGAAGAAUUGUACAGAAAAGGAUAUGACCCUUACAAGGAUAUUAACAAAAUUAAAAAGGAAGAAAUUUUCGAACAGGAAUUACUGGAAACGGCAGAUAAUCCUGAAGACAACGAAGAAAUAAUUGCCGGCAUUUCUGUGAAGGAUUAUGACUACCUGUUGAGUAUGCCCAUUUUUAGUCUCACUUUAGAAAAGGUAGAAGAACUGAUAGCGCAACAUAAGGAAAAAGAGAAAGAGUUGGAAAUUUUAAGAAAUAUUACCGUGGAAACCAUGUGGCUGAAGGAUAUCGAAAAAGUGGAGGAAGCUAUUGAGUUCCAACGAAAUGUAGAAUUGGCCAACAGGGAGGAAAGCAACAAAUUCAAGGUCGCCAGGAAGCAAAUUGGUAGCAGCAACAGGAAGAAGAAGAAGAAAAAAAAACUUUCCAGUGAUGAAGAAUCAUCAGGUGACUCCUCAGACAGUAGCGAAUUCUUAGUGCACAGUUUAAACAUUAGGAAAAAUAAAAAACCGCCAAAUAGUAAUGGUCCUAGUAGUACUACACGGAAAAAAUUGAGGAAAACGAACGAGGGGGAAGACAAUAGUAAUAAUAAUAAUGACGCCCCUGUUGUAGUCAAUGUGGAUGUAGACAAUAGUGCAUCUAACCCCAACGCAGGGGACGAUGCUGCCACGAACCUUUCAGACUCCACGCCGCUGCUUGGUAAAAUCCUAGCAGACGCAGAUGCAGCUAGCCAAAGUAACCACAACAGUAACAAACCUAGUAGUAGUAAAAACGCUAGGAAGAGAAAGCUGCCCUUUUCGGGGCAGUCCCUCGAUAGUGUUGAGUCUGAGGGGGUUGCGGUCAACGAGCCUGACCAGACGCCCAACAAACCGUUAGGCAUCCCCGAGAGCAUCACCAUUUCGCCUAACAGUACUAUCAACCUCAAUGACUUCUCCGGCAUCCGGAGCAAGUUGCUCGAGCUCGAAAAUAAGAAGAAGCCACGACUGAGCUUGGCCGAGAAAGUGAAGAUGAAAGCCACGGAGAAUAAAAGCUCCGGAGGAAAGUCCCCACCCAAGAGGAAGAAGAGCAACUUACUUGACGGCUCAAAGUCGAAAAAGGCAUCCAAAUUGGAUAGUGAUGAUUCUAACGAAGAUUUUGCCUCAUCAGAUGAGAGUGACAGUUCCUAUAACAUAUAA